This is a messenger RNA of Alternaria novae-zelandiae, 369 nucleotides long. RefSeq lists its product as uncharacterized. The coding region runs from base 1 to 369 and encodes 122 amino acids. The transcript has 2 exons. The record is from RefSeq and is a predicted model, not a curated record. Lineage: Eukaryota; Fungi; Ascomycota; Dothideomycetes; Pleosporales; Pleosporaceae.
AUGGAUCGCGAGAAGAUUGACACGAUUAAUCUUAUCAAAGCAAAUGCCCGUCUGCUCUAUGGUCGUGACAGCACCUACGAAGUGGUCACUUACCAAGCUGCGGAUUAUCAUAAAGAUCCGAAGGAUAAAUCAGGCGAAGCAGACCAGGUCGGGGCUACAACAGCAUUACUUGUCGCCUAUGAUCUGCCCGCAGAGAGAGACGGCUUCGUACUCAUGACGCACACCGUAGGCCAGAAGGACACUCCCAUCACCGUUCCUAAGGCCGUCAAUGCGUUGGCAAAAGAGCUGAGGCACGAAGUUGCGCGCUACGAUCAACGUCUGAAGAAGGGAGUGACAUUCACUGGGAUGAUAAUAAAGCCUCCCAGCUAG